Molecule: messenger RNA, 443 nt
Organism: Melampsora larici-populina 98AG31
Lineage: Eukaryota; Fungi; Basidiomycota; Pucciniomycetes; Pucciniales; Melampsoraceae
Exons: 1
Coding region: 225-395 (56 amino acids)
Source: RefSeq, a predicted model, not a curated record
CAAAAUAGAAAUUGUUUUAUAUUUAUGAAAAGAAUAGAUCCAGGUUUUGAAAAAUGAAGAUCUCAUAUUCUUAAAGAAUAAAGGUUUGUUGGAAAGAAACUAUCUCCAAACUCUCUGUUUAUAAAAACAAAUCACAUCAAAAUCACUACAAAACAAAAAGAAAUAUGAAAUCAGAUUCAAAUCGGAUUGAUGGAGAAUUAAAAUUAGAAUAAGAUAAAUCUCGGAUGGGAGAAUUGAGAGUAUAUCUUUCAUUAAUAAGUGGUAUAGGUGAUAAAAAGUUAUUUGAUGAAGGUCUAUUGAUUCACUUUGAUGAAGUUCUAUUGAUUCACUUUGAUGAAGUUCUAUUGAUUCACUUUGAUGAGGUUCUUUCAUAUUCAUCUUCUUCCAUAAUGUGAUUUGAAUAAUGAUGAUUCAUAUUAGUUGAAUUAUUACUUUCUUCCGUG